Penicillium brevicompactum is the source of this 930-nucleotide messenger RNA. RefSeq names its product urea carboxylase-associated family protein. The record is from RefSeq and is a predicted model, not a curated record. The transcript has 2 exons. NCBI's taxonomy places the organism in Eukaryota, Fungi, Ascomycota, Eurotiomycetes, Eurotiales, Aspergillaceae. The coding region runs from base 1 to 930 and encodes 309 amino acids.
AUGUCUACCCGCCAGCCGCCCCCAGCUUACACAGCGCCACCCGAGUCGGGGGUGCAUGCUGUAUCACAGCUGUACAGAUCGAUCUCUGAGACCGCCUCCGACACAUCUGCCCGUGUUUCAAAGGAGAAGUUCACCAUUCGACCAUGCUCAGCUCAAGCGUGGGUUGUACCCGCCGGCCACAUCUGCCGCCUUACAACGCCCGACGGGCCACAGGUUGGAGAUCUGAACAUUUGGAACGCGAGUAACCCCCGGGAACGGAUGUGGGCUGCACGUACCCGACAGAUUCACGCCUCCCACGUAUCCGUAGGCGACCGGCUGUGGUCGAACCUGCCCUACCUACGGCCCCUAGUUACAAUUACUGGCGACUCGCUUGGGGGCGGGCAGCUGCAUGAGGUACUUGGGCCGGAUGGCAAGCGGAAGCCGGAGGUAGUAUUCGGGCCUACGCAGUUUGGAGGACGGGUGCAUGAUUUGAUGGGUACGCGUUGCGAUCCCUAUGUCAAUCUCCUGAUGGGUGGGGAGACGUUUGAUUUCCACUGCCACUCGAAUCUUACGCGGUCUGUGGUUCCAUAUGGGUUGACGGAGCUGGAUGUCCAUGAUGUCUUGAAUGUGUUUCAGGUGACGGGUCUGGAUAAGGAUGGGAAAUAUUUUAUGGAGACAUCCCCUGCAAAAGCGGGCGAGUACUUUGAGUUUUUCGCCGAAGUAGAUGUUCUCUGUGCGCUGUCGGCGUGCCCUGGAGGUGAUCUUUCCCAGUGGGGCUGGGAUGAUAAGGAAGAUGGCAUGGGAUCGACCUGUCGUCCACUGGGCGUGGAGGUAUAUCAAUUGGAUAGUAAGGUCCUGGAGGGGUGGAAGGCACCGGAGAGUCCUCCAUACAAGGGAAUGCACGGCCUCAAGAUGCCGUCCCGCGAGGAAGACGGCUACGUGGGGCUCUAA